AACAAGCAUUACUAUUUACAUAGGGUACGUUGGCGUGAUAUAAUUUCAGGGCUGGUUCGGUUAAUGAUUUGAAUCACGUACGCGAAGGUGAUUUUAGGGAAUUACAUUUUUCAAGAUAAUUUUAGUUUAUUGCGCCAGUCGAACAUUGCGGGUACUGAAGAAUGUCUGAGGCGCUGAAUUCAUCGGCGGAUCCAAACUUCGAUUUUUAUCUAUCGACUAUUCAAGACAAAGGCUACUGGUUGACUUUAGCAUUCGUUGGAUUCAUUUUGGCCUUCGCCAUUAUCAUAGGAAACUCACUUCUUCUCUUCAUAACUUACGAGGAUUCUCGAAAAACGCUUCGUAUUCCGCCAUGUUUGUUGAUCGCCAGUUUGAGCGCUUCUGACUUACUUCUGGGACUAUUCAACGUUUCUCUCGUGGCGGUGAGAGAUGUGUAUCGUUAUAAACAAGUGCCUAUGCCUUUCUUUGGAUUAUUUAGAGGAAUAAUUUAUACUGUUCUCACAACAACAUUGUUCGUCAGCUGUAACUCAAUAGUAGCGUUGUCAACAACUUGCUUGGUGGCGAUAAGUAAGCCAAUGGAAUAUAAAACGAUCAUUACUAAGAAAAGAGUCAAGAUAUUUAUCGCUGUUUUAUGGGUAAUUUCUUUGUUCACCUGUAUUCUACCUGUGACUAGCGUGUCCGAGGAAACAUAUACGAUGAUUUAUCUUCACACGCACGCUACUGUACCGGCCAUUUUGUUGACUGUGAUUUACGCUAACGUGUUUCGCGCUCUCGCGCGGAGAACACGCGAAGUUCAACGAGAAGGUUACGACUCGAUUGUUAGUAACGCACUGGAACGUGAGAAAAAAAUGGUCAAUGCCAUUGUCAUAAUUCUUGCGUUGUUUUACAUCACGUACACGCCUCAGUACAUAACUCUUCAUCUAUUGUACUUUUGCGAAUCAUGCAAGAAAUCGUUAACUUUCCACAUGAUCGAUGUAGCCUUGUCUAGAUUUUUGUACAUUAAUUCCGCUAUCAAUCCCUUUGUGUACGCUUGGAGACUGCCGACUUAUCGCCAGGCCUUUCAAGAUUGCUGGAAGAUGUACCUUGGCAAACUUAGAAUCACUUCACCUAAAUCAAUCCCUAUUCCACUGCGUCAAAGGCCGAAUGGAACGUUUUUGGAUGGCAGGAGCAGAGCGCAAAGUCAGCUAACUAUAACUGAAUCAUCCAACCUUUAAAUUAUUCUGUAAAAGUAAAGAGAAAGAAAAGUUAAGCAAGCGUUACUAAAUAAACAAGUGAGAGAGCGCUUUCUGGACUGGAC
This is a messenger RNA of Porites lobata, 1294 nucleotides long. Lineage: Eukaryota; Metazoa; Cnidaria; Anthozoa; Scleractinia; Poritidae. The record is from the annotation of a GenBank genome assembly.